GAGCAUAUUAGGUAAGGCAAUAGCAAGGAAAUUAAAGAAAGAGGAGAUAAAAAAAAAUGGGAGAAAAAGUGGAGGUGUUUGGGGCAUGGUUCAGUCCUUUCAGCCGACGAGUAGAAUUGGCUUUGAAACUGAAAGACAUUGAAUAUGAUUAUAUUGAAGAAGAAGUAUAUAAGAAGAAGAGUGAUUUGUUACUGAAAUUCAAUCCUGUUUACAAGAAAGUCCCUGUCUUCGUCCAUGCCGGAAAACCCAUUGCAGAGUCCAUUGUUAUUCUUCAAUACAUAGAAGAGACUUGGAAGGACAAUCCCAUUUUGCCCCAACAUCCUUAUCACAAAGCUCUUGCACUCUUUUGGGCCAAUUUCUUGAAUGACAAGGUGCUGCCUGUAUUAAUCAAAGCAAGGAGAUCAAGGGAAGGAAAAGAGAGAGAAGAGGCAGGGGAGGCAUUAAGAACACUUGAAGAACAGCUUAAAGGGAAGAAAUUCUUUGGAGGAGAGACAUUAGGAUUUGUUGACAUUGUUGCUAAUUUCAUAGCUUAUUGGAGUCCGGCCAUGGAAGAAGCUUUGGAUGUUCAAAUACUUACCACUGAAUUGCAAAAGCUUCCAAGGCUAACCCAAUGGUGCCAUCACUUUCUUCAACAUCCCAUUGUUAAACAAACUCUGCCCCCCAAAACUCAACUCCUUGCUUUCUUUAAAUCACAGUUUGGGACCAAUAAUCUUCCUUCCAAAUGAACACAUACUCAUGCCCUUGUUCUACAUCAUAUUGAAUGUCAUUUUCUUUUCUUGUUAAUAUUUAUUUUUGAGAUAUAUAAUUGAAUCCAACUCCAUAAUUUAAGAGUA
Messenger RNA from Benincasa hispida (wax gourd), 833 nucleotides. Its product is annotated as putative glutathione S-transferase. The record is from RefSeq and is a predicted model, not a curated record. Gene Ontology annotation, biological process: glutathione metabolic process. Gene Ontology annotation, cellular component: cytoplasm. Lineage: Eukaryota; Viridiplantae; Streptophyta; Magnoliopsida; Cucurbitales; Cucurbitaceae. Gene Ontology annotation, molecular function: glutathione transferase activity.